GCGGCGGCGGCGGCGGCGGACGAGGGGGGGUGUUGCUCCGCGCCCUCGCCCUGCCCGCGGUGCAGUUAAGAUGCGCCCCGGACGCCGUGCGGUUGCAGCGCGGCGGCGCUGACAUCGCUCCACCAUGGACAGCUUCGACUUAGCUCUCCUGCAGGAGUGGGACCUCGACUCUCUCUGUGUCUACGAGCCGGAUAGAAACGUACUGCGAAGGAAAGAAUGGGAAAGGAGAAAUCAGGAGGCCCAGCAGGAGGAUGGCGCGUUUAACACGAGUUACUCCCUCUUCAGUGAACCAUACAAGACUAACAAGGGGGAUGAGCUCUCGAAUCGCAUCCAGAAUACGCUGGGCAACUAUGAUGAAAUGAAAGACUUGUUAACUGACCGAUCAAACCAGAGCCAUCUUGUUGGGGUUCCAAAACCUGGGGUUCCUCAGACAUCUCUCCCCAAGCCCGAUGAACAUCUUGUAGCAGACUCGAGACCGCCGCCUCCUCCGCCCAUUUCCAGCACUACUUCUUCCACACCAGCAGCCCUACCUGCCCAGCAGAGCAAAAGCGCCGCGAUGGGUUGGCAGAAGACCGGGCACAAUGCCGCUUCAGAUGGCCAGCAGAGAGCGAGCAAGCACGGGCACCGGUCACUGGAGUCACACAAGGGUGACUUCAAACUGGCAAACCAAAAACCCAGUUUGGAGAAACUAAAACGCUAUGCAUCGAGUCCCACCUCCUCCUCCUCUUCCUCCUCCAACACUGCCCAGCAAAGCUCACUGAGGGCCACGCUAGGAGACAAUGUCAACAGAGUGCAGCAGCCGGCAAAGCUCAACUGUAGCUCGGAUGGAGGAGCUCAAGCGCAAGAGAGGCCAGCAAAGCAUGGUGGCGGACACUGCGUCCAAAACUUCCCGCCCUCUCUUGCUUCGAAGCCCAGUCUGGUUCAGCAGAAACCAACAGCUUAUGUAAGGCCAAUGGACGGUCAAGACCAGGCUCCUGAUGAGUCUCCAAAGCUGAAGUUACCAGCAGAGACGACCAAGUCAUAUAGGGGAGUGCCUUCUAACAAGCCUGAUUCAGCCAGGACCAAGUCAAAGAUAGCCAAGUUCAGCAUUCCUAAGCAAGAAGAGGACAGUGGAACAGGAGAUAACAGCUGCAUUGAAGAAAUACUGCGGGAGAUGACCCAUUCAUGGCCUCCACCACUGUCAGCUAUUCACACACCAGGGAAGGCAGAACAAAGCAAGUUUCCCUUCCCAAACAAGGAGUCGCAACAGGGAUCUACAGGACACAGCAAUACAAGGAAAAGUGAUGUAGAGCCAAAGAGUCCAGAGAAAAGCGCAACCCAUACAUCAAUGCUAGAAGAUGACCUCAAGUUAAGCAGCGAUGAAGAGGAGAAUGACCAGCAGGCAGCACAGAGAUCUGCUCUCCGCGUUCUAUCUGACAGCCUGGUGGUGCCACAGUCCAACACCCGAGCCUCGGGACUCUCCAGCAAGGGGUCGAGCAGCAGCAGCUCCAGUGAAUCAGAGACCAGCUCAGAGUCUGACUCAGAGAGCGAGAGCAGCUCCAGCGAGAGUGACGGCAGCAAACCCUCACAUUACUCCAGCCCAGAGCCUGAGCCACCCUCAUCUAACAAGUGGCAGCUGGACAAGUGGCUGAAUAAAGUCACCCCGCACAAAGCACCCAUCCUGACCCACCAUGACGGCACGGCGCUGGAGGCCCAUCCCUACUACGGACGCGUGAAGGCGGAGCGGCAGGAGAGCGAGAAGACCCCGGCCACCGGCCCGGUUGAGCACCGCAGUGGGGAGGGCCGUGCCACCACCACCGUCACCGCCGCCAUUGGGGACGGACCGCGGCCCAGGACCGCCAACAAAGCCCCGGGCAGCAAAGGCGGCCGGCAAAAGUCACCCCCUGCAGCUGACGGCGGGCCUUCGAGGCGGGCGGCGGGGAAGAAGGCACCGCGGCGGGCUGAGAGGACCUCUGCCGGGGACGGCCCCCACUGCCCCGGGGUGGAGGAGCCUCCUUCAAGCCACAGCUUUCUGGAAAGCACUGCUGGAGAGGCGCCGAGGGCCCGGCCCGGCGGUGGCAGCAGUGGCGGUGGCUGCAGAGCAGGGCAUCGCCGAGGGGAGCCCCGCUCGGCCGCGGCAGGCGAGAAGCGUCGGGCCCGGGGACCGAGCAAAACGGCGCCCAAAUCCAAGGAGUUCAUUGAGACCGAGUCUUCGUCCUCGUCAUCCUCCUCCGACUCGGGCUCUGAGUCGGAGCGGGAGGAGCGCCCACUGCCCAAGGCGCCGCUCACAGCCGGGGCCGAGCCGCGGGCCAAGGACGCGGGGACCAGCGCCGCCAGCAAACCCCACGGCGGCUGCAGUGCCUUUGGCUCCAUUAAUGCCAGGACUAGUAGUGAAAUAGCAAAGGAGCUGGAGGAACAGUUUUACACCCUGGUUCCUUUCGGUAGGAAUGAGCUCCUGUCUCCUCUGAAAGACAGUGAUGAGGUAAAGUCGCUGUGGGUCAACAUUGACUUGGCUCUUUUGUCCAGGAUUCCAGAGCGUUUGCCCGAAGAGCCGCUGGCCAUGAGCGCCGGAGCAAGCCAGGCGGCCAGCCUCCCGCAGGGUAGUAGUGCUGACCCCCCCGCAGAGAAAGGUUUACCGAAAUCUAGAAGGAAACGCAAGUGUGAGAAUGAGGAAGAGUGCAGAGACAUCAAGAAGACUCACUUAGAGCGAGAGAGUUCUUCACGAUUAGCUGCCUCUGCCCACAGCAUCACAACAGCAAAUCACUGCAAUAUGAAUGAAAAUAGCUUGGCAAUACCAAUAAAUAAAAAUGAGAAAAUGCUUCGGUCACCCGUCUCUCCCCUCUCUGAUGCAUCAAAACACAAAUACUCCAACGAUGAUUUAACUUCCUCCAGCAGACCUAAUGGCAGCAGUCUAUUACCUUCCAUCUCCUCCAGCAAAAAACAUAAGGGUGAAAUCCAGUCGCAGCCACAUCCUGGAGACUUAAAUAAAGCAAUUCACAUCAAUUCGGAAAAUGUUCUCUGCAAUAAGCCCCAGUCCCAAACAGAGUCUUGGUCACCUCUGUCCAGCACACCCAGGGACUGCAGAAGGACAAAGCUUAUCUUUGAUGAUAUGCCACGCAAUGCAGAUUACUUUAUGCAGGAAGCUAAACGGAAGAAGCAUAAAGCAGAUGCAAUGGUGGAAAAGUUUGGAAAGGCACUGAAUUAUGCAGAAGCAGCACUAUCGUUUAUUGAGUGUGGAAAUGCAAUGGAACAAGGCCCAAUGGAAUCUAAAUCCCCUUAUACAAUGUAUUCAGAAACAGUUGAACUCAUCAGGUAUGCGGUGAGACUAAAAACCCACUCAGGCCCCAACGCCACUCCAGAAGACAAACAGCUGGCAGCAUUAUGUUACCGCUGCCUGGCCCUUCUGUACUGGAGGAUGUUCCGACUCAAGAGAGACCACGCGGUCAAGUAUUCGAAAGCGCUUAUUGAGUAUUUCAAGAAUUCGUCAAAAGCUGCCCAGAACCCAUCUCCUUGGGGUGCCAGUGGAAAGAGCACAGGAACUCCAUCACCCAUGUCGCCUAGCCCUUCUCCAGUCAGCUCUGUAGGAUCCCAGGGGAGCACAGGGGCCCCUUCCCCAUCUCCUAUCAUCAGCAUCCCACAGCGGAUUCAUCAGAUGGCUGCCAACCACGUCAGCAUCACCAACAGCAUCCUGCACAGCUAUGACUACUGGGAGAUGGCUGACAACCUGGCCAAGGAAAACAGAGAUUUUUUUAACGACUUGGAUGCAUUGAUGGGGCCUAUCACCUUGCACAGCAGUAUGGAGCAUUUAGUUCAGUACACUCAACAAGGACUUCACUGGGUGCGGAAUAGCGCCCACUUGUCAUAAUGACUGUGUGCCAUUCACAUGGACAGUAUACCUUUCAUGGAUAAUUCAGUUAUUCUGGACACUGUGCUACAGAAAUAGUCAACCACAGCAUUGAUCCAAACAAAGGUGAAUAUUUCUCCAAUAUCGAGCAAAAUUUUUCUGAGUGUAGACAUGUAUGUGUGCAUAUGUACAAUAUACAAUGACGUCUCUUCAGAAUUAAUUGCUCUGUACCACUCUCCAAACAUUUUCAUACACUAGAAACACUAGAAAGAACUGAUCUUAAUGCACAAAACGUACCCUUUCUAUUCUUGUGCUGAAAAACUCAGAAACCAAAAUCUCAUGGGUUGGUUGAACCAAGUGCAAUAAGCACAGAUCCCUAUUCAGGAAAGCUCUCAAUAAAUUCUUAACUUUAAGCUUGUCCUGAAAUCCUGUUGACUUCAGCAAAGCUUAAGCACAUACACAAGGGCUUUCCUGAACUGGAAUGAAUGAGGGCAAAUCACAGACAUGGAGAACUUUUACUGCGAGCAUGGACACGUCACAGGCGUUUCAAUAUUAAUGUGCUAUCUCCCUGUUACUUCCCCAUGGGGGCAACAGAGGGGUUGUGUAGUCUACGUUAAGUUGGAGAAAAACAGCAUUCCUUCAUGUGCAGUAAGUUUCAACAAAUUGCAUGCAUUUCUUUAUCUCAUGUCUUUUUAAAUAACUUUACCUCUUGUUCAGCUCCUCACCAACGGUGUAACCUACAGUAUCAAGCGAAAAGCCUGAAAACAGAUAUGUUGAUAGCAAGAACUUAAAAGAGAUGGUGGAAAAUUGCAUUCUGUUACUGACAGUGAAUAGAUAAAUGAAAAAAAUAUGGCAAACUGCAAUCCACUUAGUAAGAAAAUGUGUUCAUUUCAGCUGUGUACACACAGAGAGACAGAGAGAGAUCUAUAACGGUUGUUGGCUUUGCAUGCGAAGGCUUCAUCCCACAGAUUUUGACUUUCAUAUCUUUUUCAUCUAGCAGAAGCUUGCAGCAUUUUCUUCUAGGCUGUAUGGGAGCAUUACAUGCAAUUUCCUUUAUCUGGGAAGCCGAGUUUGCUGCUCAUCAGGCUAAGAACUGUUUCCUAUCGUAAUCCUCUCACUCUUCAUGCAUAAUCCUCAACCAGGCUUUAACGUUUCUUGAUUUAUGGGAUGUUUUCAGUUCCUGUUGACAGGCUGUGUUUUUCAUGCCAGAAGAAUUAAUCCCACAAUAAUUGGAGUUUAAUUUGGGUCAGCUGAGGUCAAGGCCAGUUCAUAUCAACCGUGCUUGCAUUCAGUGCAUUUUUGUUCAUGUUCAGGGGUUUUCUUGCAUUUAGUUUUCUUUUUCUGUAUCGGAAAUAUAUUUUUUUUUGCAAUCAGAUUUGCAGCCUUUGCUCAAGUCAGCAGCUCUGGUGACUUUCAAUGGACGGUUCUUAUCCAAGUCGCUGCUUGGACCCUUUGAUUGUUGUUUUCUAAUCUAUUUUACUUAUAUAUUAAGGAAAAGUGAAUACAAAAGACUCUUUCAAUAGAAGAUACAAGUAGAAGUAGCCACUGAUACCAGUGUUUGAUUGAUUGGUCCUUGCUGUCUUUUUUUUUCCUCCCCCAUUUUUGAAGAGCUGCACUUUGAAAAAAAAGAUACCAAACAAUGCGGCAUGUUUUCUCAGUAAAACAUCUUUGGUAACACAGGCGAUAUGUAGCCCAUGGCAAAGAGUGGGCUUGGGAGCACACUGAGCCCCACGUACCUGCAUUAUUUUGCCGAGGCUGCUUACCAUAACUCCAGCUAAUGCUCAGACUUAGAGCAUUCACCCUUUGAAGCAGCUCGGUGGGGUGGCUACCGAGGGACUGCUCGGCCCCAAACCAUCCUGGGCUAAUAUUUAUGUGCCCGUUGGUGCUCCGAUUCUUCCCCCUCAAGAGAAGUCCUGAGCUCAGACUGUGGUCACCUCAGCGCAGACUUGAGCGUUACGGCUUUAGGAGUGAACACAGACCUGCCUAUAAAUGACAAAAUACACAUCCUCCAAGUCCUCCCGUCACUCUUAACUCUGGCUGUCACCCACCCCAGAAGGAACACAAUUUGUUUGGUCACAAGUAUCAUGGAGAACUUGAUCGGUGCCUUUCCGUUUAUCACUUGCCUGAUCUCUGGCUGUGGAAGUCUGUUGUGAUUUACCAGACUAGUAGCAACGGAUUCUGUCAGCUGCUUCAAUACCGUAUGAAGGUACUGUGGGAUUUCUCCUCAGAUCAGGAAAGUGAAACUCCAGUCAGAUUAGCUUCUGUUUUCUUUGAUGGUGCCUAUGAUGUUUAUCUUCAGAUAAGUUUGGGGGUUUGGGAGCCCUUACUGCUAUUUAAUGUUGAGAAAUUUUAGAAGUGACAUAUAUUACUUGCCUUAAAUGGAGUUUAGUUUUAUUGCACAUGUGGCAUUUGAGUUUCAAAUACGGAACUUCGAAGCAUGUUUAUUUUACUAAGAUCGGGAUAUUUUUCUUAAUCACUAUGAACUCUUUGUAUGGAUGUAAUAUGUCAAGAAACUUCAAAGAAACGCAAGAAUUAAUGCUGUCCUGUUGUAACAUUUCCGAGUACUAAGGAUCUCUUGUAGAUGAUUGUCCUUUCUUGUACAUUGUUCUUAAAUUGAAUUAUUCCAGCUAAAAUACCCAUUGCUUCCAUGGAAAAACAUUGGGGUUUAGUUUUCGUGCUGGCAUCAUCUGUCUUGUCUGGUGAGCACACUGAGCCUUAACUUCUGGUGGUGUAACAGGAUGAAAUAGCAGCCAUUUAAACCAACUAGAUAUAUAAAAGAAUUAGAGGGUUUGGCCUUCUCUCCAUAGGGUUUCUUGCAGCUAUACUAUUUUGGUGAGGUAAUUUAGAAUACUCUCUUGUGCAGACUGUUCGCUGUAUACAGUUGCUGGUCUUUAGAUGACUGAAUGUGGCAUGGUGACAACAAAUACUUCAUUUCAUCUUCUUAGGGCCUGGUCUGGAAAAAUGCAUGUGGCUUUUAGGUCUGGUCCAGUUAAGCAUAUGCUCCACCUUAAGAACCUGAAUAGUCUUAGGCACUUCACCAUGAGUUGAAGGUGCUCCGUGUGUUCUGGAUGGGACCAGAGCAGACUGUCCUUCUUUGAGGCUCCAUGAAAGACCCUGUCUUGUUUUAAUGUGUUGUAAAAGUCCAGGAGCAUGCAGGCUUCUUUACACCAUACCAAUGUUCGGGUUCAUUUUGGGAAAGAAGUCAUUCUGUACAAAUCCAGAAGGAUUGUGCCUGGAGGGAGAGGUUUGCUUACAAACAGAGGCUUCUGAAUCAGUCAGGGUUGGUAAAGCAGUGGGAACGGAUUCAAAGGAACCAUGUAUUGCAGGUGGAUGCAAGAAACAGCAGCCUAUAGGAUCCUCACAGACAGCAAGAUCAUACAGACCCCUUGGCCUUAAUCCUUUAUAGUAUUCCACGGUGGUAUGAGUGACAGGUAAGAACAAAGCAUAUGCAGAGGUUCGAGUGUGGCCAAAAGCUGAGCAUAGUCCUCCUUGUUGCAUGGCAGGAUAUCCCAACCCCUUGUUUGCCUAUUUCUUUUAUCCAAAUAUCACAGGGCUCCAAAGGAAGAGAUUAUAGUGAACAGAGGACCUUAGGUAAAGGAGGUUAAGAAGAUCAAGCCCUAAAUGUAGAUACAAACACAUAUGUAUAUACUGUAAAUCUAAAUAGUAAUAAAAGUCACUCAGCAUGAAGGAUAUUACUAGUGCCUACCAUUGAUCAUCAAGUACUCAUCACUGAGCAGCCAUAUCACCUCAGAAGUGCAGUAACUGUUAUCAAAAUAAUUUGUGCAGCUAAUUAAUUUAUAAGAAAUGCACCUUUGGGACUGUGCCAUAGUAUCUCUUUUGUAAUACAAAUGUCCAACCAUUUUUCAUGGCUACUGAUUCAAAUCUACAUCACUGAAAUGUCAGGAUAUCUUUUUUCCCCUAGAUGAGGACAUAUACUUAGAUCUGGCUAAUCUGUGCUUAGUUUAUCUACCCAAGAGACUUUAGUAGUCACCAGCCUUAACGCAUGUACAGUAUAUACUACUCACUGACUUAGUUGUAGGUUUUAAUCCAAAUGAAAUUGGAAUUUGCGAAAUGACUUGGAUUAAUGGCAUCUGCCUCAGAUAUCCUGCAGAUGUGACAUUGAAUGAUUCAUGAUUUUAAGCAGGAAAGGUUGAAUUUUAUGUAAAUAACAGUGGAUGAAUUCCUUGAGGUUUUUACAAGAAGAUUUUUUUAAAAUGAAAAGAUUGUCAAAGCAAUAGGUUUUUUAACUCUCCUAAAUUUUCUGGAGGGUCAUGGGUUCAUGGUCAAAACUAUAUUAAGAACAUCUCCUUCUGCAAUAUGCCUUGACUUUACAUAAUCCUCUUAAUGCUUAAUAUGUCAGAAAGAAAUGUUUCUUUUUCACAGCGAUAGCAACGUUUCCCUCCCCCAUUCAGGGAGAAUCCUCAAACUAAAGAAUAAAAUCUCCUGGCACAAUAGAAAUACAAACAAUGCCUGAAGAAUAUGGACUUGUUAAGAUAACAAUAGAAGUUUGGCUGGCGCAGACCUAACAUGCCUCUCAUUUCGGUAUCUUUUUGUUAGCAUUUACAUCACAUAUUUGAACUCAUUGUGUUUGAAACUAGAGAAUUAGUCUGAUAUUCAUGUCUUAAAAGGCCUGGUAGGUCUAAUCACUAUCAUAAUUAUAAUUGUUACAUUAGCUUAUGUGCUGUGCACCGAGGGCUGGGAAGGCAUGUAACCACAGAUAAAUUUGUCAGAAUGCAUUCAGAAAAGCAUUUGGAUGAUCUUAUGUCUAGUCUGUCUCAAAAAAGGGUGAACAAUGUCUCUCACCCAAUAUUGUUAGCAUGAAAAUUUCAGUCUCUCAUAAAGCUGCCAUUUGCCCUUAAUAAGGCCAAGACUCCAUUUCCAGCAUUACCAGUUGCCAUGCUGUAAAUUAUUUUUAAGGUUAACAAACUGGUGAGGCUGCAUCUCAAGUACUGCAUCCAGUUUUGGGCCCCUCACCACAAGAAAGACACUGAGGUGCUGGAGCAAGUCCAGAGAAGGGCAGUGAAGCUGGUGAGGGGUCUGGAGCACAAGUCUCAUGAGGAGCGGCUGAGGGAGCUGGGGUUGUUCAGCCUGGAGAAAAGGAGGCUGAGGGGAGACCUUAUCGCUCUCUGCAACUACCUGAAAGGAGGCUGUAGCCAGGUGGGGGUUGGUCUCUUCUCCCAAGUAACAGGUGAUAGGACAAGAAGAAUCGGCCUUAAGUUGCCCCAGGGGAGGUUUAGACUGGGUAGUAGGAAAAAGGGUUGUUAACCAUUGGAACAGGCUGCCCAGGGAAGUGAUUGAGUCACCAUCCCUGGAAGUACUUAAAAGAUGUGUAGACGUGGUGCUGAGGGACAUGGUUUAGUGAUGGUUUUGGCAGCAUUACAUUUACAGUUGGACUCAAUGAUCUGAAAGGUCCCUUCCAACCUAGAUGAGUCCCUGAUUCUAAACUGGGAAAGUCAGUUUAGGCCCUGUUUGUGCUUACCACACUAGAGCUACGUAGAGGAAAAACACUAAGAUUUGGAGCGUCCAAGACUCCAUCAUUCUUUCAAAAAGACUAUGGUUUUCCUCAGCGAAAUGGGUGGGAUUCAGCUGGGGCUAUUUCUUCAAGCUCAAGCCACCUUUCAAAUGGGGUGCUGGAGCAUCUAGCAGGUACCCACAGGUUGCAUAAAGGCCCUUGCUUUCCCCCACAAAACCAGCAGUAAAUACAGCAAGGCUCCCUCUCUUUUGCCAUCUGCAUAGCUUGAAUCUCACUUGCUGUAGCUUGGAUCCCAGUCUCAUCCCUGCUGACCUUGACAGAUUCCAAAGGGUACAAGGAAAACAAGAGAAUGACGAAAAAAUGGGGAUUCCCUCUGUCCCAAGGCAGAUAUUCCUUUUUGGGAGUGAAUAUAGAGAACAGCAUGGAUCAUAAGGCACUCAGGUCUCAUGUUUCCCAUAUGUACUAACACGGGGAUACUUAACACUUAUCUGCCUCAUAGGGCUUUAUGAGAAUUAAUUAAUGUUUGCAAAUCACUUUGUAUCCUCAGAAGGAAAGUGCUGUAGAAGAGCUACGGAAAAAACUGCUAAGUACACUGGAUGAAUUUCACCCCCGAGUCCAGAGCUACAAGACCCUCAAAAUCCUUAAAUACCAUGGAAGCUCUCAAUGUAAGCACCAGAGUAUAUAGAACGUCUGCUUAGCGCUGAGGGGAGUGAGAGCCUAGGUGAAAUUGCUGUUCCCAGAGUAUCUAUAACUUUGAUCCUGGUAGAGAGGAAGAAUCACAACAGUACAUAAUGGGACAAACACCGUAGGUUAACCAAGUGCUGUGUAGCCAUCCUAAGAAUUUCAAACCUUUUUAUGUCUUUGAACCACUUUGUGUUUCUGUGAAAGAAAUUUGCCGCCCCAGUUGUACCAAGUGUGUUUCUCAUAACAGCCUCGGAAGUAUUCAUUUGUUAUUCCAAAUCCAUAUUCAAAUAACUUUAAAUCAAUGGAAAUUUUCUUUUAGAAUGGUGCAUUGCAGAGAGGACUGGUCACUUAACAAAACAUUUUUUAAAAAAGUCUCUCUCAUAACAAAGUACGUGCCUGUCUGUGAUGCACAUUACCAGUAACUGAGCCGGGAAGUCAGAGAUAUAUUCAUGGAGUUUCCUUCCCAAAUCACACCAUCAUUAGCCAGCAUCCUCGGAUCAAAUCCCAGCUCUGUUCUGAGAUGUUACCUCUAGAAGUCAUCAAUAAAGCAUUUCACCAAGGAUCAAACAUGAGUCAAAUCAACAAAAUAUUUCUAUUGCUGUUCAUGUUAUUCAGGCAAUACUAACAAAUCCUUUCUUCCUUAGCACUAGUUAUCCUUUUCUCCUCCACUUGGCAUUCUUAGAUAUGGAAUUCUCACCCUGCCAACAGACAUGAAAGGAAACACUUCCUGCUGGAACAAGCUAGACAUAGAUAACAUUUGCCAAAGGACAGGCCCUUCUUAGUCUUUUUCUCAUUUCCAUUUUGGAAAAUAUUUGUAUUAAAAAAGGAUACUUUCAUUUGCAGUUUAGAUUUAUCAUGGAAUCAAAGAGUCAGAGAAUGGUUUGGGUUGGAAGGGACCUUAAAGAUCAUCUAGUUCCAACCCCCUGCCAUGGGCAGGGAUGCCUCCCACUAGACCAGGCUGCUCAAACUGGGCUUGGACACUUCCAGGGAUGAGGCAUCCACAGCUUCUCUGGGCAACCUGUUCCAGUGCCUCACCACCCUCAUCAUAAAAAAUAUCUUCCUUAUGUCCAAUCUAAACCUACCCUCUUUGAGUUGAAAACUGUUGCCCUUUGUCCUGUCACUGCAGACCCCAGUAAAAAGUCUUUCUCCGUCUUUCUUAUAAGCCUUCUUCAAGUAUUGAAAAGGUCGUAAUAAGGUCUCUCCAAAGCCUUCUCCAGGCUGAACAACCCCAGUUCUCUCAGCCUGUCCUCAUAGGAUAGAUGUUCUAUGCUUCUGAUCUUUUUUGUGGCCCUCCUCUGGACCCGUUCCAACAGGUCCAUGCAAUCAGUACAUCCCCUAUCUUGAUACUGGGGCUUGAUCCAACCCAGGUGCAGGACCUUGAGCUUGGCCUUGUUGAACCUCAUGAGCUUCAGGUGGGUCUUCUCCUCAAGUCUGUUAAGGUCCCUCUGGAUGUCAAGGUCCCUUUGGGGAUCUGCCUUCACCCAUGACAAACAAGCCUGACCAUUUGCAUAAGGUGCUGUAUGGGAAGAUGGGACUUCUGGCUUUCCCCAGCAAAUCACAUGUAGGUAAUUUGUGUCAUGAUGAAUAAUUUAUUUUUUAUCUCCUCAGCCUGUCAUUUUACCUUCCUGGCCCACAGUCGGCUCUUCCUGCAGUUCUAGACAUUUUCUUCCUCAACCCCCAUCUCCCAGACUGGGCUUCUGACAUGUACGACAAGGUAGAGCUGAAAUUACUCACAGGAAAAAAGACAGAGGGCAAUGCAGAGCUGCUCCAAGCAGCUUAGGACCUUUCUGCUUUCUUCUCAUUCCCACCCCACCCGUGGAACUGGCACCCACAUUCUCCCAUUAUUCGUAGCAAGAGAGUUCAGUUCCUUCCUGAAGGAAGAGACAGUGAGUGCUGAUGGCUCCACGCACAAUUUCUGACCAGCUCUUCUGCUUUGCGUCAGAAGGCGGAUGGGAGAGACCAGGAAUCUGGGGAUGGAAAGCCCUCAGCACAGGUGACUCAAACACCCUGUGUGAAACAGCAGCAUCUCCUGGCCCAGCACCACUGUGUUACUGAUCUGCUUGAAUGAGCAUUGCCGCUUUAUGGCCCUGGGGUAGAACCAGCAGGAACUGAUGGUCUCACACCUGUGCAAGGACUUUUUUUAGGCCAUUGAGGACACACACUCAGCCUUGUAACAAUUCACUGGGGUUAAAUAGAAAGAGAAGGUGCAGUGGGAGAGAAAAAAGGUCCUGAUUUAAACACAGAAGUUGGGAUUCACCUCAUCUUGUACUGAAGGCCUAAAAUAAGCGCAGUGAAUCCCACCCCAGAAGUGCUUGUUUCUGUCCGCUGGCUACAAAGGGAAUUUAGGUGAUGAGAUCAGGUAUAGAGGUGCUAUAAAUCCCACCUCAGGUUUACAAUCAUACCUAUUGCUAACGAGAGUGCCCGCUGAUAUUGGUAAAUAUCUUAGGAUGUGCUGGUGCAGGAUGGGGCUGAGAUCAUAUUGGGAGAGAUUAGAUAUACCGGAAAAUAGGUAUGCAGUAAGUACCUUUAUUUCUGAGAUGUUUAAAGCAUACAUUUUAGACUUGGACCACCUCUUGCCCACUCUCUAAUUCACUGGGCCCAAAUCCAAAGAAUUCAGCAGUUCCUCGAGGACUGAAUGUGCACCUUUCUUCUAUUGAGAUUACUGAAAUAUCAAAAUAUAUUUUACAGUUUACUAAACAUUUGCAGGCACUUUUCCCAUAUGUAGUCUGGAAGUAGAGCUGGCUUCCUGUAAACAGAAGAAACAUUUUUUCUGUAGAUGGCGAAAGAGAUGAGAUUGGCUGUGAGACCACAUGAGGCCAAUAUUACUCUUUUUUACGGAAAUUCAACAGCAUUUUUCAAUUCAUUACAUGAAAACGGCAAUUUUAUCCAUGAUGAACAGCCUGUAGGCCACCCAGGGCCACCUAAAGCCUGCCUGUGGACCAGCAGUCCCGUAGGAGCUCCUCGGGCUGGCCAGGCAGCAUCCCUUGCUGUCAGUGGUGGCAGAAAGAGCGGCGUUGCAUUGAGAGCUUCAGAGCAGAUGGGUCAAGGUGUGCUUGUGGUGCCAUUGGUAGUCUCUGUCUUUCCGUGGAGGGCAACAGGAGGAGCAGGAGCCGAGGCAGUGGAGCCAGGCGGUGUGAGACCUGCUCUCCGGGUAGCCCAAGGUUAACCCCUGGUCCUCCUGCGCAGGGACAUUACUCCAUGGCAGAUGGAGACGAUAACUGGUGUAAUAAAUCAUGUCUGCGCGCGCACACAUCUUGCGGCAACUCCCUGCCUCCCUGGGCAUAUUAUUAAUGGAAACCUGGACUGCGGUGGUGUCCGCUGACCAGGGCCAUGUUGUGGUAGGCAUCCUACAGAGACUCUCUUCCAUGGAGUUGCCACCAUGCAGAAGCCAAAACCAAACCAUGCUGCCAGUGGGUGGGGGAAACAAACAAGCCGGGAAGAGAGCACAGGGCGGCCAAAAUAACAGGAUGCUUAAAUUUGUCAUUACUUCUCCAGCCAGUUGCAAUAAUCGCAGUAGUCCUAAUUCCCUCCCCGUUUCCCAUGCUGCACGUAGCACCAGUGGCCGAAGAGGCGAUGUGGCGGUCCCCCUUUUCACGCAGCGAACUUGUAAGCAAGGGUCCCUGGCCGGACGAGGUAGGCGAAGAUCAGCUUAUGACCAGAAUUAUUUUUGUAGCAAACCGCAAAGAUUCAUUUCCAUGUUUCGUUUACGGCAACAAACGUCAGCAGGUUUUUUUGUAAAAUGAUUUGAGUCGGGAUGGCUUUAUUUGCAGCUCAUAAAAUAUCGCUCCUGUUUCUCUCUGAGGGUGUGCUAUCCGAGGCCUCCCCCACCCAGCCAAAGCUGCAGCCGUUUAUCUUCCCCAUGAGCAUAAUCCCACAAUAUGUCCCCAUACAGCAGGCAAUAUUGUUUACACAGGUUAAUAAACGGAGUAUUCUGUACAGUAAUUUAUGCUGUAAAGUAUGUACAUAUAUCACAGUAGCAGCCACAAAAUGCUUUAAACUGCCUUAUUUAUUAGAUCAGUUAGCAUUUCCCCCCUUGCGCCAGAAUACUUUAAAUUAUUUUGAUCUUUUGCAUUAGGUAUUUCUUUUAGUUACUGCAUUUUGACCCAAUUAUUGACAAAAAAAACCCUGGUCUUUACAGUAAGUAGAUAUCUAAAAUGUAGGUAGAAAUAGCAAAAUCACUGCCCAUCCAACUAAUAUAGCUCUAAUUAUGAUUAAAAGUAAAUAUGGUAUACUCUUAUCUGUGUAUCAUAGUAUAUGCCAGAAAUCAUAUUCCAUUUGUGACCAAUACAACCAACAAGAGCUUUAGUAACUUCCAGCUAUUUCAUUCUUCCAUUGUGAGACAAAAAAAUAACAAACUACUUAAUCUAAAAUGUUCCCCAUGAGAGCCCUGGUCUUAUUCCUCCCUCAGGCGAGACUCACACUGGCUUCGGUGGGAGCUUUACCUGAGUAAAACUACAACAUAGGGACAUGACAAAAAUAAAUAUAUCACGUAUGAACAGUACUUGUGCUUGGUAGUCAUUCCUUUUCUCGUUAGUGAGAAACAUAGGGUAAACACUACAUCUGUAAUGCUCCUCUGUCUCACUCCUUUCUUUUUGCUGUACCAGUAAAAAAUUGAGAUUCAAAACCAGUUGUAUUUGUUCCAUUCGCUCAAGCAAAAUAGGGACCUUCUGGGGAUCAGUUCCGAGUCAAACUAGAAAAUACGAGAAAAUUUUGCUUUUGUUUGUUUUCAUGUUAAAUUAUGUUACACAAUUAAACAGGUUCAUGCAUACAAAGGCAAUGAAAUUAUUAAUGACUUGUUUUACUGUUUGGAGAUUUUGCUAUGUCCACAGUUCAUAUAAAACUCAUGUAGCACAGUUUCUGGGAUGGUGAAAAAUCCUACUGUAAUGUAACAGAAUGAGCCUUAAGGAUUUGUAAGAAUAAGCACUUUUAUAUUAAAAAGCAAAUAUUAAUUCAUCAGUAAGAUUACUUUUUUAAUGUGACAAUAAACCAUGAAAUCAACAUCCUUCUGUCUCAAUUACGCCUCAUCUGUCUCUUUCUUAAACCUUUUUCUGAGUAAAAAAAAAUUGCCUGG
Messenger RNA from Chroicocephalus ridibundus (black-headed gull), 15051 nucleotides. RefSeq names its product ALF transcription elongation factor 3 (gene AFF3). Gene Ontology annotation, cellular component: super elongation complex; nucleus. Gene Ontology annotation, biological process: regulation of gene expression. The record is from RefSeq and is a predicted model, not a curated record. The transcript has 21 exons. NCBI's taxonomy places the organism in Eukaryota, Metazoa, Chordata, Aves, Charadriiformes, Laridae. Bases 125 to 3844 code for a protein of 1239 amino acids.